UUAUCUUCUGCACCACAUGUUAAGACUGGAUCUUUGAUAGGAAGAACAUCAGCUGCUUUACAAAGAACAGCAUGGACCUUUUUAAGGAAACUAGGUGUACAAUUGCAAACACCAACACCAUGCAUACUGCCAGAAGCCUUAAUGAAAUUGGUUAACAGUGAAAUCAACUGGCAUAUAGCUGUUAGCAGUGAAGGAAGAUUUGUAGCUGUACUUCAAGAGAACUGUGUUGAAAUUAGAUCUCACCGAGAUUUCUAUGAUGUAGUGGGGAAAGGGACUUUACCUCUUGAUCCUAACCCUCAGUGGAGAUGUUUAGCUUGGAGUCCAGAUGAUUCUAUGUUAGCUUGUUCUCGAAGUAAUGGUACUGUAGAUGUAUUUGAUAUUGUCGGAACUCAUCUCUUUACCAUAGAUGGCGUUUUAGCUGAUUCUGAGACAGCUAAUUUGGAUCACAGUAGUUCUGUUGUAGCCAUUGUUUUUACCACACAUACACAUUAUGAAAACGGACAAAGUGAGUUACUUGUUAUCAACUAUCAUGGUAGUUUAAAGAGUUAUCUCUGUGAUAGAGAUAAUGGUUUUACGUUACAGCACUCGUUCGUCUUUUCUCAAUAUUAUCCACUUGGAGUUAGUUCUGUGAUAUAUCAUCCUAAACAUAAGCUACUACUAGUUGGUGGACUGGGAGUGUCAGAACGUGAAACAUCAUCUAAAGCUACACAAGAAGGAAUUACAGCAUGGAGAAUAUUAUCUGAUACACCACAUUAUAAACUAGUAACAGAUUAUAGUGAAGAUAUUUAUCAGCUAGAGAAGAGUAGUACUAUGUGGAAGAAAUUACGAGUUUAUUCUAUUUAUAACUUUUCAAGUGAAACCCAGGAUGGUAUAUAUAAAAUGUGCUUGUCUCCAGAUGGAAAUAUUAUAGCUGUUAUCCAUUAUUCUGGAAAACUGUCAUUAUGGGAUGCACCAUCACUACGACUACGCAAAUCUUGGCUACAUAAUGAACAGCCAUUUCUAGAUGAAGUGAACACUAAAGAAGAAACUAUAAAUAGACAGAAAAGAAAGGUCAUGAAAGAACUGGUUCCUCAUAAACAGCUUCUUGAUCUGAACUUUUGGUCCAAUAAGGCUCUGAUUUUAUCGCGCUGUACCGGAGCUUUAACUAUAUCAUCUAUAGAGACUUUAUAUAAUCUGCUCGGACCAUCACCAGAAUGGUUCUCACCGUCUCUUAGACUUUCACAAACUCUGGAAGGUGAAUUCCUGGGAUUAGAGUGUGACUAUAAAUUACCAGAAAGAAGUAUUUUAGAUACAUCAGAUGAUUUUGAAGAUAGUGAUGAAGAGGAUAUUACAGCUGUUACCAAGGCAACCAGAUAUACAAAACAAGUUUUACAUUAUUUAACAGAUAGUGAAAGAUUCCGUCCACCACGAAAGAAGCCCAUUCAUGUGACAAAAUCAUAUAAACUGAUCUCACUGAGGUCUACUACACCAGAAGAACUGUAUGCAAGAAAGAUAGAUAAUGAAGAGUAUGGUGAAGCGUUGGUUUUAGCCAAGGCAUAUGGUUUAGAUUGUGAUCUAGUUUAUCAGAGAAGAUGGAGAAAAUCACCAGUCUCUGUAGCUUCUAUACAAGAUUAUCUGAGUAAAAUUAGUAAAAGAUCCUGGGUAUUACAUGAAUGUUUAGAAAGAGUACCAGAUAAUAUUGAUGCUAUGAGAGAAUUAUUAAAUUAUGGUUUAUGUGGAACUGAUUUGCCAGCUUUAAUAGCUAUAGGUCAAGGUCAAGAUGGUGGAAGGUUUAUUUUAUGUGAUCCAGAAGAAGGUUUAUAUGAAGAUAUGUCGUAUGAUGACAUAUAG
This is a messenger RNA of Patella vulgata (common limpet), 1830 nucleotides long. Its product is annotated as NBAS subunit of NRZ tethering complex. The transcript is spliced from 17 exons. The record is from RefSeq and is a predicted model, not a curated record. Gene Ontology annotation, biological process: retrograde vesicle-mediated transport, Golgi to endoplasmic reticulum. Gene Ontology annotation, cellular component: endoplasmic reticulum membrane; Dsl1/NZR complex. Gene Ontology annotation, molecular function: SNARE binding. The coding region runs from base 142 to 1830 and encodes 562 amino acids. Lineage: Eukaryota; Metazoa; Mollusca; Gastropoda; Patellidae.